AUGAAGAAGGGGGGGCUGCUGCGGUGCGUGUCGACGGGGGCGUGCAGGGUGGCGCCGGGGGCCGUGGCGGAGAUGGCGAUCUCGCCGUCGGCGGCGUCGGGGAAGGUGCCGGCGGGGCACGUGCCGGUGGAGGUGGGCGCGGAGGGGGAGGAGACGGAGCGCUUCCUCGUGCCGGCCGAGCUGCUGGGCCGCCCGCCCAUCGCCGAGCUGCUCCGCCGGGCCGCGCAGGAGUACGGCUACGCGCGCCGUGGCCCGCUCCGCAUCCCCUGCCCCGUCGCCGCCUUCCGCCGCCUCCUCGGCGCGCUCGCCGGCGGGGACAGGGGCCACACGCCCGUCUACUACGCCGUAGUCGUCUGA
Messenger RNA from Triticum turgidum subsp. durum (durum wheat), 357 nucleotides. The record is from the annotation of a GenBank genome assembly. Lineage: Eukaryota; Viridiplantae; Streptophyta; Magnoliopsida; Poales; Poaceae.